GCCCCCGGGUGCGCGCGGAGCGGCCAGGGAAGCGCCGCCAUGAUGAACAGCGGCGGGAUCGGGGUCCCGCUGGGCUUCCCCCUGGGCCCCACGUCCGUCAUCCAGGUCACCAACCUCUCCUCGGCCGUGACCAGCGAGCAGAUGCGGACGCUCUUCGGCUUCCUGGGAGAUAUAGAGGAACUGCGCCUCUAUCCCCCGGACAACGCACCUCUUGCUUUUUCCUCCAAAGUAUGUUAUAUUAAGUUUCGCGAAGCAUCAAGUGUUGGUGUGGCCCAGCAUCUAACUAACACGGUUUUUAUUGACAGAGCUUUGAUAGUUGUUCCCUGCGCAGAAGAUGACUAGACUGGCCAAGGCAGACCUGUUACACUUGCCUGAGUUAGGCAUUGUUUGCCAUGCCACUAAACCUGCCGCCAAGUGAAAUCUUCAUGGGGGAAAUGAGAUCGAAGUCUGGCCUGCUGAAGAUGGACGCCCUGUCUCUGUUUUUAUUUUAUUUUGAUUUCUUUCCUUUGUUUCUUUUAUUUUUAUUUUAUUUUGUCCCUUUUUUGUUUUGUUCUGUUAAAUCUCUUUCCCUUGUACUUGUGAACUGGUACUUCAGUUCUGUAAAAAUGAUGUUUGUAAAGGGUUCACAGUGUUUGAUCUUGAAGUUGACCUGAAGCUGCUUAUGAAUGGUGGAUGGUAUACAGAGAAUUUAGAAUAUGAUUCAUCUUCAAUGCUGUGAAUUAAGGAUAAAUUUGAUUUAGAAUACAUUUAAGCAGCUAAAUUCAACAGAUGAGCACAUCGUGUCAGAAGGCAGGAACAGUUUUGAGAUACAUUCUUUCAUAUGUUGUGUUUUAUGAGUUCUUCUUGGAAAAGGACAGUUGAGACUCAUGCUUCUGGAGAAACCAACUUUAGAAAGUAAAGUCAUGAUAUUUCUCUGCUAUUUUCCUCAGCAGAGUGUUUUAUUUUAGGUUGCACUGUCUAUUUAAAAGAAGGCUGAUUAUUUAUGUCUAAUGUUAUGAGCUUAAACUAAUUAUUUCUGAAACAACUUUUAUGAAUUUUGAAUGUCGUGAAAUAUUUGUUUACUUUUGAUGAAACCUUGCUGCAGUGAGGUCAGUGACAGGAAGAUUUCAUCCUUUUCUUGUAAUUUUCAGAAAAGACUGUUUACCACUCAUAAGUACAAAUGCAGCAUGGAAUUUUGGUUGGAAUGUGUUACGUGAGACACGUUGUCUUUAAACACUGUUAUUUGUGAGAAGAUUGAAUCAGUUCUCUGUGUGUGUGCGUAUGUGUGUAUAUACUUGCAUUUUUGACAUGCUGCAGUGGUAAUUAUUUGAAGAAGAGGUUUAAAAAAAGAAAAGUCAGAAAAAAAAAGUGUUUUCUCCAUCAUCUCACAGUCUCAGAAGCCCUGGCAGUUCAUGCUGGGGUGACUGAGAUAGUUCUCAUCCCUAAAUGAUGUUUUCACUUCCUGUGAAAUGGGAGCCCUGAAACAGAAGUGGUGAACAAGGUGCUGUGUCUGGUCUUCAGGCAUUGCUCUUCCCAACCAGCUGCAUUGGGAUCUGUUGGUUUCACUCUGAAAAGAGCUUUGCUUGAUGAUGUUUGUUGGAUUUGGCAGUUGAGGUAAUUGCCAGUAGCUGCAUGUCUUUAUUCGCUGCUGCUAAAUCCACUAAGAUUCAUGAGUUGGAUCACAUGAAGUAUUUUAUUUGUAAGUGUACACGUUCCAUUGAUUUUAAAAUAGAAGGAAAAUAAGUACUGUUAUGUUCAGAGUAGUUGUGAACUGUAUUUUUAAAAAACAAACUUAUUGCAGACGCAUUUUUGGGGGUGAGGAUUAACUGUGUAGUUUCGCUACAAAGGGUAGGAAAUUAAUUUUUUCUGAGCACUUGAGGAAUAAAUACUGUGAUUAGUACUUGUUUAAUGCAGGUACUUCUAUUCAGCCUUCGUCAAAAUGGGUUCUGGUAUGGACUAGGCUUACUACGGCUCUUAAGACUUCGAUGAUACAAAAAAGUAGCAAUCACAACUGUCUAUAGGCAGUGGUGAGCUAAUCUACAUUUGCUUCCAGAUUCCUUUGCAGAGUGAAGAAUCAAUAAAUAAUUGAUCAUAGAAAUUGUAAUUUACUAAGCAGAAGAGCUUCUAAGAAAUGGGGUGUAGAUGUGACAUAUUUAUAUUGUCUGUUUCCCUCAUUAGAAAGUAAAUAUCUUCACCUCAUUUCCAUUCAGGUUUUAAAUACCAUGUUUUAAAAAUGAAAGUGUUACUUUAAACUAAAUUAUACUAAUCUGUUGUGUCAAACCCCACAUGUUUUAUUGUAUUUUUGUGAGCUUGUAUUCCUUUUACAAAUAAAUUCACAGAGAUAAAAUUCCAAAAUACUCGUGAGGGUAUUUGGUCUCGCAUAUUAAUUUGUUUUUUAAAACCAUUUAAAAAACAGGGAAGUAGGUUUCUAAGACAUUGCAGAUUUUUAUUUCCCCACGACAGUGUUCCAUAGAAUUUUGGCCUGGUCUUAAAAACUGGAAAAGAUAUUUUGAAAAGACACUAUUUUUGAAUAUCCAGGCAAAUUUUCUGGGUUAUGUCUGUAGAGAUAGACCCUUUCUCUUUCUUGAAAACAAAAUAAAUAAUCUUUUUUUGUGGUAUUGAACUGAUGGACUAGAUUUUGUAUUUUAAAACUUUACAUUGUUAAAGACCAAAGUAUUCUGGAAAUAAUGCUGCAAACUUUAUAAUUUACAUAUGCAUGCUGUUCAUUCUUUGAGCUACUAUAAUGGUGAAUGGAACUGAAAUGUUCAGUGGAUUCCUUUAAAAACACUUGAGCAAAUUAGUAGUUCCAAUUAUUUCAAUGCCAUGAUGCAUAUACUUGAAGUUUAGGCUUCUGUUUAAGUCUUGACUCAUUGUCCUUCUUAGUUACGUGCCUAACUCAACUCCUGUUUAAAAAGGCUAAGUGCCUAAGCGUAUUGUAAGUUUACCUGGUUAAGUGUGUGUUGAAUUGGCUGUAUGUAAGUGCAUGCUUGAAUUAGGCAUAUGCUUAUGUACAUUACUGACCAAGGAUCUCAAUUAGCAUGCAGACACACCACUUUAGGAGCCAUCUGCCAUCGGAUUUACUUGUGCAAUGUCUCUUGAUCCGUAGAAAGCUGCACAAAUUGCAAGAUAUUCACUGUUCAGGAUAAAUUCUGGUUCACUAGUCAUUUGAAAGCACUUAAGUAUUUAGUUUAUCAGAAGAACUGGUACAUAAUUCUGUGCCUAAUUUGCAUGCACAGCUGCUGGAACUAUAUAUUCAAAAGCCUUUUAGUUGGCAGCAUAUUAGGCAGGGUAUGCAGCAAAGUACAUGAUACUUUUGAGCAGUCAGGUACACCUCUCAUUGCAUACCUGACUUCAAAAUGAGAUCUGUGAAGGGUGCUGAACAUUGUGAUGGUGGCUUAGAUUCAUGCAUGUUUUUUAAAAAAAGCCCUGGAAUUCAUUAUUGCACAGUUAAUUCUUGUGCUAACAAUUUUCCUAUUUUUCUCCUUUAGAUAGCAAAAUCGAGUGGUUUCUUACAUGUUAAGGAGGAAGGUGUCUCAAAAUUUAACAUAAAUAAAAUAAAUGUAAAUAGGAAGCAUGAAAUUAAAUGGGUACUGUUACUUUAUCUUUUCUGUUCUACCCAUGCUACAUCAAAUUCAAUUUCGUUUAGGUAUUUUUUGUCCUUUGGUCAUAUCCAACUGUUACCCAGUCUUUCCUGCAGAUCUGUAAAAUAGGUUUGCAAAAAUUUUUUAAUUUCAUUUUUUAAAGUAGUAUGUUUCCAUGGGGUCAUUUGGAACUCAUAUAGCUAAAACUACGUGGUGUUUGGAAACAUACCUCAUGUUUUGCUUUUUGAUAAGAAUAUUUGUAUUUUAAUUUUGAAUUUAGAGGUCUUGUAAGUUAAAACAUAUGUAGUUUGCAUCAAAGCAGUAAAAGCCACUGGCACAGCUUUUGUAUGUUCCUUGACCAUUUAAACAUUAGAACAAUGUUUAAAUAAGAGCAUUUACUUUGUUAUUGUUCAUGUGGUAAUACCAAAGGGCUUAGCUGGUUAGCAAAUGUACAGUUAUGCCAGUAAUGUUGAACAGAUCAAAGAUACCUAGUAUAAUUAGAACUUCUUUUGGUAGGUUUUUUUUUAGUGUUUAAUGUUUGUACCAGUUUAAAUCCCUUUGCAUUUCAAAUUUAAAAUGUACAUUUAAUUGUAAUCCUAAUUGUUUGACUAUUAAAUCUUUUGAUUUUUGGAGAUUUUUGGGAUUCAUUUAAUAGUCUAAUUGUGACUAACAUUGAAUGAAACCUGCAUUUAAUUUGGAUUAGUUUAUUACUUAAACUUUUAGCAUGGCGGUAGGAUUAUAAUCAGGUUGAAAUAGCAGGGAAUACAUAUUCUGGGAAAAUAGAGCUUGCUUAGCUGAUCGGUUAUGAUUUUCUUCAGUCUCAGUAAAUUUAAAGUAAAUUUAUCAAAGUUUCCCGUAAACUGAGGUGACCUACAAUGUGGGACAGUACAAAUCUAAAUUUUUUCUGCUCUUCCCUCCUCCACCUUCAGGUUCACUUGUAGUAUGUAUUGUGUGCAGUCACUGUAGUUCAGUAGUUUUUUUAUUUUAUGUUUUACUUGUUUUUACAUUCUAAGUAGGUAGCACCAGAGGAAUAAAGAAGAGCGCAAAUUUCAGUUAGCACAUACUUGUUUUUUUCUUUUUUUGUUUUUCUUUCUUUUACUGAUUUGGUUAUUUGCCAUUUCUGGGGAUUAAACUUUAAAAAAUGUUCUUCUUUUCUGUAUCUGAUGUUCUGUGUGCUAUUAGUGAUGCAGCCAACACGAACGGUUGUCAUGUGUAAAACAACUUUCGAUCACCGCGAAAACACCGCCCUGGGAAAGCGUCCAUGCUUGAUAUCGUUUGGUUCAUGAACGUUAAGUUUCCAGUACAGGUAAAAUCCCAGAUGAAGCCAAAGCCCUCUCUCUAUUGGCGCCUGCUCCUACUAUGACAAGUCUGAUGCCUGGUGCAGGGUUGCUUCCCAUACCUACACCAACCCCUUUGACUACACUUGGUGUUUCACUUGGCACUUUAGGGGCUAUACCAGCAGCAGCAUUGGACCCUAACAUUACAGCACUGGGAGAAAUACCACAACCACCAAUUAUGGGAAAUGUGGAUCCAUCCAAAAUUGAUGAAAUCAGGAGAACAGUCUAUGUUGGAAACUUAAAUUCCCAGACUACAACAGCAGAUCAGCUGCUUGAAUUCUUCAAGCAAGUUGGAGAAGUAAAAUUUGUGCGAAUGGCAGGUGAUGAGACUCAGCCAACGCGAUUUGCUUUUGUGGAAUUUGCUGACCAAAAUUCUGUACCUCGAGCUCUUGCCUUUAAUGGAGUUAUGUUUGGAGACAGGCCACUGAAAAUAAAUCACUCCAAUAAUGCAAUAGUGAAGCCUCCUGAAAUGACACCACAGGCUGCUGCUAAGGAGCUGGAAGAAGUGAUGAAGAGAGUAAGGGAAGCCCAGUCUUUCAUAUCUGCUGCUAUUGAGCCAGAGUCUGGAAAGAGCAGUGAAAGAAAAGGCGGUCGAUCUCGUUCCCAUUCUCGUUCAGAAUCCAGGUCUAGCUCAAAAUCCCGAUCUAGAAGGAAAAGAUCACACUCAAAACACAGAAGUAGAUCAGGCAACAGAUCUCUCUCAAGACACAAGGACAGACGUAGAUCCAGAAGUCCCCUGAAAAAACGGUCUAGAUCUUCGGAAAGGCGGAAAUCAAGAAGUCGCUCUCGUUCUCGGGACAAGAAAAGAGACAAAGAAAAGAUCAAGGAAAAGGAAAAGGUCAAAGAAAAAGAGAGAGACCGAGACAAGGAGAAGGAUAGGGACCGAGAAAAAGACAGGGAAAGAGAGCGAGAUAAAGAGAGAAACAGAGAGAAGGACAAGGAGAGAGAUAAAGAACGAAGCAAAGAUAGAGAGAGAGCCCGAGAGAAAGAUAGGGACAGGGAAAAGGAUAAGGACAAAGACAGACAGAGGGACAAGGAUAGGGAAAAGGAAAAAGAUAAAGAGAAGGAAAAAGACAAGGAAGAGGUAGACCAAAACAAAGAAAAAGAAGAUAUUGAGAAAGAAGGAGAGAAGGACAGAGAAAAGAUUAAGGACAAAGAAGGAGAUAAGGACAAAGAGAAGGACAGGGACAAAGAAAAGGAAAAAGAUGGGGAUAAGGAGAAAGAGCGAGAAAGAGAAAAGGAGAGAGAUGAUAAAAAGAAGAAAGAUAAGAGAUCCAGAACACCCCCAAGAAGCUAUAGCUCUUCAAGAAGAUCUCGUAGCUCCAGCAGAGAAAGGCGUAAAAGGAAGAGUAGAAGUCCUUCCAAGUCUCCUAAAACAUCGAAAACGGCAAAAAGAAAGUCUUCACGAACUCCUUCCCCCAGAAGGUCAGUUUGAUGUAAACAUAAAAGUUAAUGAUCAGUAAAGAGGGUAGGAUUUAUAACAUUUUCAUUUUUUUAUUGCCUUUGCACUAAUCAUCUCAGAUGAUUACAGUUAGUCAGUAUGAUUCAGUUUUAAUUUAAAACCAACCCAAAACCUUAAUGGAUUUUAGCUUUGGUAUGCUUUCAGUGGGAGAGUUUCAAAUCAAUCAGCAAUGCAAAUUUGCUUCAAAAUGGUAAAACCCUUUCAUCUGAUAGAGAUCAUUUUGCUUUUUUUUUGGCAAAUACAGUGCGGACUGAUCACUUUUACACUCUUUAGCUCUCUUCAAGUCAAAAAAUCCUCUUGCCUUUAUGAAAGGUUUUUCUGUUACAUUUUAGGGUUUUUUUAAAAUGCACAGCAGAGAGUUUAAGUUAGCAGUCAAAUAGUUUGAAGUUGGAUCAAAUCCUAAUUUGACUAAAAAUUUUUUGAAACAGAAACAAGAAAGAAAAAAAAAGAGAAAGAGAUACAAACAAUGAAAGAAGAGAAAGAGAACGCUCCACCUCCAAGAAAAAAAGUAGUAAAGAAAAAGAGGGAAAGGAGAAAUCUGACAAAAGCACCACUGCUUUGAAGGAGAAAGAUAACAAUAAAGAGGAUCAGAAUUCAGAAACUGACAAGGAAGUAGACAAUAGAGAUGCACAAAGAACAGAUGAAGUCAAACUACAACAGAAUGGGAACUGUCAACCAAAUGAAGAAAGCCUGUCAAUUAAAAUGGAAGAGGUUUAAAGCAAAGAAUGGACUUGUGAUUCAACUAAGGAAUGAAAUCCAAAGCAUCUUAUUUCCCAGAAUGAGGAAGAAAAUGUCAAAGCAAUCAACCUGACCGUAUUGGUAGUACUAGUAGUUCCUACAAUUCUUGUGAUAGCUUUGUUGUCUUCUUGCUGUAAAGCAAGAGAACACGGACCAGUCGUUAUACCAUGAAAAGGCAGAUGCCAUCAGAACUAUUCAUCUCUGAAAAUCCAUGCAUUUCCAUGAUGGCUGUACUUGUAAAAUUAUGUAUGUUACGUUUUGCUAUAAGCUGUUACGAAUAAGUAGAAACUGAAAGAUGUAAACCUGUACUUCCCCAAAAAAGCUGAAGGUAUGCAUUGAAGGUUGUUUAAAAUACUGCUUGUUGAUGACUUGUGUUGUUUUGCCCUGUGGGUUAAAAAAUCCCAGUGUGUAAUGUUUGAUGUGCUUGAAAAUGGUGCAUAAAUGUACACACCUUCUUUCCUUGUAAAUGACAACUGUAGGGAAAGGGGUUUUAAACAUAAACACAGUUUUACCUUAUGUUAAAUACCCAAGAAUUAGUAUGUUUUUCAUUUGCUCAAUGCUUGAGAUUCUUUGGGUUUAUUAUUUAAAAAGAAUUUUUUACUAAUAUCCCUAAAAUUAAUAUUUCUUUUAAAGUAUUUGAACAAUGCAUGCUCUUUUUCUUUUCCUGUAAGGAACAUUGCCAUGUUAUAGAUAUUUGGUUAGCUUACUGGGUUAUUUUAGGAUUGGUUCGUUUUGUUGUUUUCUUUGUCCUUACAGAAGUGAGCACAUCAGUAUGGUAUUAUCAGAACUUACAGCUUUGUUUUGAGAUGUACUGCAGUGUGUCUGUUAAGCUGCAAAUAGUACAGGUGCCAUUAAGGAAAUAAUUUUUUUUCUUUGGUUAAAAAAAUAUGGGAGCACAAGCAGAAGCUUUAGUGCCUUCUUAAAAUGUGAUAUUUUCUAGAAAUGUAUAUGUGCUGUUACACAUUUUCAGCUAAACCUUACAUGAUCUCUCUUGCUAUUUUGCCACCACCAUAUUGUGGACAAGGAUGCAAGUGAUUUGUCAGAACGGUUGUUUGGUUCAUUUGUUAAAAUACUGAAGCUCCAUUUUACUUUUAUUUUUUAUUCUUAAAGGAGAUUUAUAAAUGAGAGCAAAGAUGCAGUGUGGGGACCACCACUGUACAAAAGUAGUAGCUCAACAUAAAACGUGUUCUGAUCACCUGCAUCAAGAAAGCCCUUAAGACAUUUAAUCUACAUUUGGAUGGCCUUAAUUGUUACCUCUUGAUCAUCUUCUCUGAUACCUGUAGGGUGAUGUAGAAGGAAUUGUUUGCGGGGAUAAAUAAUUUGGGCAAGAAAGUUUAAUUUACACAGGGCUUACAUAGUAGAGGUUUUUUUCAUUUUUUGGGAAGAAAGCAUGUAAGAAGAGAAUGACGAAAUAUUUUUGUCAAGGUAAAACAUGGCUUGUGUUCUCUGAACUAAUUUAAUUGGUUACAUGAGAUUUCUGAAAAGUCAUACUUCUAAGACAUAAUUAUAGCUAAAGUGGAGUAGAUUAUUUUUACUACAACUUAAUGCAAUGGAAUUAAUUGCCUUACCUCAUGGGAAGUGUUAUUUCUUUCAGUUGAAAUAAAAAAAUUAUAGUGUAUUGGCUAUUUGCUUUCUAUCUGUUAUACUUUUCUUUUGCAUAGUUAAUUCUUUCAGUGGGGGAGGAGACCAUGUUACAGGGAACAAAAAAUUUGCCCAAUUCCCAAGGUAAUCAAAUCAAUUUGAUUGUGAAGCUGCUUAAUCACUCUUCAUUUUGUACAAGAUUUAGUGUUCUUACCACUACACAUUUAAGAGUACAGAAAAUGCUUUACCAUGUAAAGUAUAGACAACCAUAAUUCUGAUAAAGAAUAACAAAUCUGUGUGCUUACAGGAAGACUGUGAAGGAUUGUGUCUUGCAACAACAGCUGUGUGGUUUAUGAUGUCUAAGUAGCAUAGAGCAAAGAGAUUGUUUCUAUACUUGUUAUCUUUGGUACCACUUCACUAAUAAAAUUAAGUAUUUUAGAGGGAAAUUUCUGCUGAUGCAUACUUAUUAAAGGAAUAUUUUUAGACCACGUGGUCUUACUCAGCUUCUUUGAUUCAGAAUGUAGGUAUCAGUGAAAACAUGCAUGUAUUUUUUUAUGGUAUCUUUGAAAAGCGAAGUUUCUCCUUUGGGAAGAAUUAGAAUUCUUGAAGUGUAUCAUGUUUUAGCUGAUAUUAGUUUGUUAUCUUUAGUUUUCUUAUUCUGAAAUUGGAUAGCCCUAUGAUAUAUCAGUUAUAGAAUAUGUAAAGGAUUGUGUACACUUAGCUGAGAAACAUGCCUUUGGAAAUUGAUAGUUAAAGGUGGCAGCCUUAAUUUACUAGCUAACUUAGCACAUAUGUGAGGCUAUAUGCAGCACAUUGUUAUGUUGUUUGUGAAUUAUGGCUCCCUUACAGAAAGUUUUUGUUUGUUUGUUUUUUAAAAAAGGAAAAAAACCAAACAACCAAAGCAACCAGCCACCAAACACACACAUUUCCUCCCCACCUCAAGUUGUAUUUUCUUCCGAAUACUUUGUUUUUUGAUUUUACUUUGUAAAUACUGUGCACAUCCUGUGAGGAAGUUCAGUUCUGCCUGUUUGUAUAGGAUGUUUUAUGGUUCCUCUCUUCCUAAAAAGCCACUACUAGAGAACUAUUACUCCAUAAAAUGUGUAUCUCAGCAGAGGGUAGUUAAUUUUUAAACUGGUAGUGUAGCACAGUAAUUAAGUUCCAGCUUGCUCCUACAGGAUUGCGCACAUUAUCCAUUGAAUGUGUCCAUCUUCCAUGGGAAGUCCGUUGCCUCAUUAUUAACAAGCUUGCAUGCUGAGCUGCCAUGUCAGGUCACCUGGGUUUCUGCUUUAUAAAUGGGAUUAAAUUGAGUGGAGGUUUUCAAAACGGUGUAGUUCACAAUAGCUCUGUUGCUUUACAUGUAAUUUCAUCUGAAUCAGCCUUUACUUGAAAUUUUAAUUGCUGAGAAAAGUGAUGAUGCGGUGCCAUUUUGCAAAGAUCAUGUAAAGCACAUAUGCAUAAGCUUCCAUUAGUGCCCAGCAGUGUUUCUAGAUAACAGACAUGGCUUUUGGAUGAAGAAGAUAGCAGAAGAAAACUGCUGGUGGAUGAAACAGGAUUUCAAGCUCAAGAUAGAGGUGGCUGUGGCUUAGAUAAAUUCAUCAGUCAAUGGAUUUACACAGGUGUGAGGGAUGGAAUUUUGUUCGCAAACACUGAUAGUAUGGUAUGUUAAGAAUGCUGGUUUUUUCAUAUUUCAGAACUAGAAGCAGGGAUAAAAGCACUGAGAUAGAAACUAGAAAUAUCUGAAGAAUACCUGGGAAAUUGAUGAGAUGUGGGUUCUGCCUACUCAUUAAUCACCUGCUAAUUUUUUUUGAUGGCACAUCAAAAUAGAUACAUCUGAACUAGCCUUAUAUUUGAUGGCUGACAGCAGCAACCUAUCCACAGCUUGGAUUCUGAAAUGAGCUGUGGACACUUGAAUAUGUUACUCUGCUGCAAGGGAAGAAGAUUCUGUACUCUCUAAUAUGCUUUGCGUUGCUUGCUGGUGUUCUCUGGCCCAUUUACAUCUAAGGCAGUACCGGAAAUUACUUUGAAACCCUGCAGGUCUGUUACAGCGUAGCUUCUCUUUGUUCUGCUUAGCUUGUGCUGAUACUUUGUAAUAGUAACUAAAGUGGGGAUUUUCUUUUGGUCUAAGAAAGAGAUAAGUGAAGGCUGCUUUGUAUGUUAUAAAUUAUUGUAUAGUUCUUACCUGUCCUUACCUGUCCUUAUUACUCAAUUUUUUCAUUCAUGUGUAUGACCAUUGCAAGGAGUAAUGUCAUAGUGAUGUGUAUUGUCUACUUUAAAGUCUGAAGCAUCUUCGCAUCACUGUCUUUUUGUUGGUUUGUAAUGAAAGAAGAUGGAGUUCAUGUACUUUUAGAGGGGGGAGGAAAGAAUCCAAAGUGUGAUAAUUCCAUCAUAAUGGUAAAACGGUCUUUAGGAUGUGAAUUCUGAAUAAUGAACUGGGUCAUAUUAUGGGUCCCACCUGCCACUUGUAUUUUCCAUUUUAUAGCAAUCAGUUAUUGCCUUUGGUGUUAAUCAUAAGUUUAAACGUGAAAAUUUGAUUUAGUGGCAUAAAUGCUGAGAUCUGUAAAUGGCUAAAAUCAUGUCAAUCAGUAGGCACUUAGUUCAGAGAGAUGCAGUUUUCUCACUAGAGAUUGGAGUGUGAAGAGUUGAAAUAUGUAGAUAUUGUUAAGUGUUAGUGCCUAAAGAGAAUCUAAAAUUUAAUUUUGUUUGCUAAUAUGUAAACAGAACAGAAGCUUUCAGCUUGUACCUUAGGUUUAUUUUUAUAUGUUGAAAAGUGUAAUUAAAAUUAUAUUGAAAACUAAAAGCACAAAAGGGGAUUUUUUUAUGUAUGAGAAUCAUACUUUCAAUUGUUUAAUUUUAGUCUUUUAAAAAAUGUCAUUGCAUGCAGUAUUUAUUUUUAUCAAGAAUGCCUUGUUUGUAAGUCCUGUUGCAGGAUCUGAGCAUGUUAGUGUGUGGCUUUCUUCUGUAUUCUCUUCAAUGGACAACAGCUUAAUAAACUUGUCUGACAAUAUACAGAGACAGCUACUUUCCAGCUAGUUUGAGGAGAUGAAGCUGUUUACACAUCGACUAUGUAUUGUUCAAAUAAAUGCCACAGUUGAGAAGCUAUCUACAAACUUCAGUUUCAGUAUUUUCUAAACACAUGAACUCUUACUAUGCAAGAGGGAAAAUUUUUUUUUUUUUAAAUUGUUGUGACAGUCAAUUUUAAGAUUAUUGAGCUUAAUAGAGGAGAACAUGGACAGCAAAAGUGAGUUUUUAGCUGUUUACAUAUUCCAUUCUAGAAAGCUUCAGCUUACACUUUUUUAAAAUUUUGUUGCAUUUUUUGUGUUCAUCUAGUGCCAAAUCUGAGAUUAGAGGGUCUUGGUGUACAAAAUGUGUUCUGUACUAAUCUUUAUAAUGAAAUUAUUCUUCUCACACUGAAAAAGUUACGUGUGUCAUCUUUAGCCUAAAAGAUGUAUCAGCAAUGGUAAAAGAGUAAUUUCAUCUUCCUUUCACUCAGUUCUUCAUGUCACUAAUGAGGCUGUCAGUUAAGUAGCUUUCUUAGAAGAAGUCGUAGCUCUACUCCUUCCCUAGUGCAAAGAUUUAGAACUACUGCUGCACUGAGGAGUAAAUCAUGGGCAACUUAAAAAUUGCUACUUUGAAAAGCCAUCAUUUGCGUAAUAUAAUUCAUUUACAUAAUAUAAUUUAAGCAAAGGAAUGAGUGAUCCACUCCAGAAACACCAGGAGACUGAUUUAACGUUCACAAUUUAUGUAGCCUGUCAGUACAUCCUUUCUGGUAUUUUCCCCACUGAUACGGGAGCUGUGUCUCCUUUGUUACACACAAAUCACACUUAUCACUGUCUGGGUUCAGAUAUAGCUGGGGAACCUGAGCACCCCAGCAGCAAAAGUAUUAUUUCCCUUCUGUAAGUUCGAUAUUUCUAGUAAUAAUGUAGGUAUUCUAAGUUUAAUUAAUAGGUAACCAAACUUGUGCUAUGUUGGUAUAGUAUAUUUUUGCAUUAAUGAAGCAACUAUGAAAUGGUACAUACAAAGAAAUGUUAAAUGCUCUUAUGUAGUUGUUAUUUUCAUAAAUAAACAAUGUUCCAAAGUUUUAAUGGUGUCAUAAACUCACUUCCACUACAUUUGGAUGAGAUACAGUGAAUUACUCUGAAGCAAGUCUCUCUCUCUCUGUCUUUCCUUUUUUUUUUCUUUUCUUUUUUUCAUAGGCUUCAUCUGCCCCAGAAUCAAGCGUUAGAAACUAAGUCUGUUCUACUGAUACUGACAAGAAUGUUACAGGAAGUGUGUUAAGGGUUUAAGUAAUUGAAUGUAUCAUCACUGUUUAGUUACAGAAGAGGCUUUUGAACCUCCUAUGUGAAUAGGGGAAUUUUUUCUGCAGAGAAAAAUACCAUAGUUUCACCCGAGAAAGCUUGUCAGUUUCAAACAGUAAAUCAAUAAGUGUAACUGUAUAGAAGACUAUGUCAAAGUAGGAUCAGGAGUUCAGGCAGAGCUUCUGACAUUAACAGUCAUACUGAUGUAUGUAAUGGAUAUUUUCAUAAUAAAAUUCACUUUUCGAUGCUUAA
Messenger RNA from Chiroxiphia lanceolata (lance-tailed manakin), 13225 nucleotides. It is a transcript of the gene SREK1, whose product is annotated as splicing regulatory glutamic acid and lysine rich protein 1. Gene Ontology annotation, molecular function: RNA binding. The transcript has 12 exons. The coding region runs from base 4920 to 6332 and encodes 470 amino acids. Lineage: Eukaryota; Metazoa; Chordata; Aves; Passeriformes; Pipridae. The record is from RefSeq and is a predicted model, not a curated record. Gene Ontology annotation, cellular component: nucleoplasm.